AAAUGUUGCCGAGAUGCUGCUGAAAGGGCCAGAGAUGCCAGGAUUUGGGACACAUUUUGAACCUUUAAGCUGUCUGACAUUGACCUCCUUUCACAAUUAAUAAAGAAGAAGCAGGAGCUUAGGAUAUAUUAAAACCAACUCAUUAACACACUAACUGGACAAUGUUCUGCAACUAAUUCUACAUUUAAAGAACUGGAUUGGGACAAAAUAAAAUAAUUUCACAUUUCACUCAGUUUAUAAUAUGACUCGAUGGAGGAAAAUUUGAUAAGCAUGAGAGAAGACCAUUCUUUUCAUGUUCGUUACAGGAUGGAAGCUUCUUGCCUGGAACUGGCCUUGGAAGGGGAACGUCUGUGUAAAUCAGGAGACUGCCGUGCUGGCGUGUCGUUCUUUGAAGCUGCAGUGCAAGUUGGAACUGAGGACCUAAAAACACUUAGUGCUAUUUACAGCCAGCUGGGCAAUGCUUAUUUCUAUUUGCAUGAUUACGCCAAAGCAUUAGAAUACCAUCAUCAUGAUUUAACUCUUGCAAGGACUAUAGGAGACCAGCUGGGAGAAGCCAAAGCUAGUGGUAAUUUGGGAAAUACCUUAAAAGUUCUUGGGAAUUUUGAUGAAGCUAUUGUUUGUUGUCAACGACACCUGGAUAUUUCCAGAGAGCUUAAUGACAAGGUAGGAGAAGCAAGAGCCCUUUACAACCUUGGAAAUGUGUAUCACGCCAAAGGGAAAAGUUUUGGCUUCCCUGGGCCUCAGGACACAGCAGAAUUUCCUGAUGAAGUGAGAGACGCUCUGCAGGCGGCCGUGGAGUACUAUGAGGAAAACUUAUCAUUAGUGACAGCGUUAGGUGACCGGGCAGCCCAAGGACGUGCCUUUGGGAAUCUGGGAAACACUCAUUACCUCCUUGGCAACUUCAGGGAUGCAGUCAUAGCUCAUGAGCAGCGUCUCCUUAUUGCGAAAGAAUUUGGAGAUAAAGCGGCCGAAAGAAGAGCAUAUAGCAACCUUGGAAAUGCAUAUAUAUUUCUUGGUGAAUUUGAAACUGCUUCUGAAUACUACAAGAAGACACUACUUUUGGCUCGACAGCUUAAAGACAGAGCUGUAGAAGCACAGUCCUGUUACAGCCUUGGAAACACAUAUACUUUACUUCAAGACUAUGAAAAAGCCAUUGAUUAUCAUCUGAAGCACCUAGCAAUUGCUCAAGAGCUAAAUGAUAGGAUUGGAGAAGGAAGAGCCUGCUGGAGCUUAGGAAAUGCCUACACAGCACUUGGAAACCAUGAUCAGGCGAUGCAAUUUGCAGAAAAGCACUUAGAAAUUUCAAGAGAGGUUGGGGACAGAAGUGGUGAACUAACAGCACGCCUGAAUCUCUCUGACCUUCAAAUGGUUCUUGGUCUGAGCUACAGCACAAAUAAUUCCAUGAUGUCUGAAAAUAUUGAUUUUGAUAACAGUUUGCAUGGUGCACGCCCCAAGUUGGGACGCCGACACAGUAUGGAAAACAUGGAACUUAUGAAGUUAACACCAGAAAAGAUACAGAACUGGAACAGUGAAAUUCUUGCUAAACAAAAACCUCUUGUUGCCAAACCUUCUGCAAAGCUACUUUUUGUUAACAGAUUGAAGGGGAAAAAAUAUAAGACUAACUCUUCCACGAAAGUUCUUCAAGAUGCCAGUAACUCCAUUGACCACCGAAUUUCAAGUUCACAGAGGAAAAUUAGCGCAGACACCAUUGGAGACGAAGGGUUCUUUGACUUACUAAGCCGGUUUCAAAGCAACAGGAUGGACGAUCAGCGGUGUUGCUUACAAGAGAAGAAAUGCCAAACAGCUUCAACAGCAGCUUCUUCCACUCCCCACAAAAUGAUGCUAAAAACACCUUCUGUUUCUGUGGUGUCCCCCAACACAGACGAAUUUUUGGAUCUUCUUGCCAGCUCACAGAGCCGCCGUCUGGAUGACCAGAGGGCCAGUUUCAGUAAUUUGCCAGGGCUUCAUCUGACAAAAAACAACAGUCCGUCUGUGCUGGGCCACCUGAUGACUAAUAGCAGUAAAGAGCCUGAUGAAGACUUCUUUGACAUCCUCGUGAAAUGUCAAGGGUCCAGAUUAGAUGAUCAGAGAUGUGCUCCACCACCUGCUGCCACAAAGGGGCCAACUGUACCAGACGAGGACUUUUUCAGCCUUAUUUUACGGUCUCAGGCAAAAAGAAUGGAUGAACAGAGAGUCCUUUUACAAAGAGAUCAAAACAGAGACGCUGAACUUGGGCCAAAGGACCUUUUGCAAAGCAGUGCUUUGUUGGAAUUUAAAACUUCAGAACAGAGAUCAGCAAACCGCUAGUUAAAGAUAGAUACAUAUUUUUUUUAAAGGCAAUCUUACUUCCUUCCAGAACACUAAGGAAACUUAAUCUAUUCUUUUUCCUUGAAAAAAUGUGUAGCACUGUAACAGUUUAAGCUGUUUUUAGAAUGGUGUAAAUA
Molecule: messenger RNA, 2444 nt
Organism: Elephantulus edwardii (Cape elephant shrew)
Lineage: Eukaryota; Metazoa; Chordata; Mammalia; Macroscelidea; Macroscelididae
Gene: GPSM2
Product: G-protein signaling modulator 2
Exons: 14
Coding region: 250-2307 (685 amino acids)
Molecular function (GO): GTPase regulator activity; protein binding
Source: RefSeq, a predicted model, not a curated record